This is a messenger RNA of Tupaia belangeri chinensis (Chinese tree shrew), 1260 nucleotides long. It is a transcript of the gene DIO3, whose product is annotated as iodothyronine deiodinase 3. The record is from RefSeq and is a predicted model, not a curated record. Gene Ontology annotation, molecular function: thyroxine 5'-deiodinase activity. Gene Ontology annotation, biological process: thyroid hormone metabolic process. The transcript has a single exon. NCBI's taxonomy places the organism in Eukaryota, Metazoa, Chordata, Mammalia, Scandentia, Tupaiidae.
AGCCCAGAUGCCUCGCCAGGCCGCCUCGCGGUUGGUGGUCGGAGACGGUGACGGGCCCCAGGGGACUUCGGGGCCUGCAGCCACCAUGCUCCGCUCCCUGCUGCUUCACUCCCUGAGGCUCUGCGCCCAGACCGCCUCGUGCCUCGUGCUCUUCCCGCGCUUCCUCGGCACGGCCUUCAUGCUCUGGCUCCUCGACUUCCUGUGCAUCCGCAAGCAUAUCCUGGGCCGCCGCCGCCGGGGGCAGCCCGAGCCAGAGGUGGAGCUCAACAGUGAUGGCGAGGAGGUGCCCCCCGACGACCCACCCAUCUGCGUGUCCGACAGUAACCGUCUGUGCACCCUGGCGUCGCUCAAGGCAGUGUGGCACGGCCAGAAGUUGGAUUUCUUCAAGCAGGCACACGAGGGCGGGCCGGCGCCCAACUCCGAGGUGGUCUUGCCCGAAGGCUUCCAGAGCCGGCGCAUCCUGGACUAUGCGCAAGGGAACCGCCCGCUGGUGCUCAACUUCGGCAGCUGCACCUGACCACCAUUAAUGGCGCGCAUGAGCGCCUUCCAGCGCCUGGUCACCAAGUACCAGCGCGACGUCGACUUCCUCAUCAUCUACAUCGAGGAGGCCCACCCCUCCGACGGCUGGGUCACCACGGACUCCCCCUACGUCAUCCCACAGCACCGCAGCCUGGAGGACCGCGUCAGCGCGGCCAGGGUGCUGCAGCAAGGCGCACCUGACUGCGCCCUGGUCCUUGACACCAUGGCCAACGCCAGCAGCUCCGCCUAUGGCGCCUACUUCGAGCGCCUCUACGUCAUCCAGAGUGGCACCAUUAUGUACCAGGGCGGCCGAGGCCCCGACGGCUACCAGGUCUCCGAGCUGCGCACCUGGCUGGAACACUACGAUGAGCAGCUGCAUGGCGUUAGGCCCCGUCGGGUGUAAACAACCCACGGACGAUUGACUGGACUGGGCGAACUGGGCCUAACGGCCUUCGAAAGCCACGUGCAGGCGUCCCAAACGAAGUCAAGCUUGGCGAGGCCCCAGUGCUACAGAAGGGCUGAGCCAGGGCCCUGAGGCUGAGUCUGCGCCCUCAGCCACCCGCAGACUCCAGGACUCCUGCCUUCCUGGGACUCUGCUUCUGUGGCACUCUCAUUUGUACCUGGCUGGCUCAGAAUCCCCUUAGGGGCGCAGAAGUAGCGCGCACCCUAGUCUGUGUUCCCCCGGGACUUGCCCCGCCCCCCCCAGCACUUUCUCGGCCCCUCUCCCCAGCGCGCCUUCAG